Messenger RNA from Recurvomyces mirabilis, 414 nucleotides. It is a transcript of the gene HTZ1, whose product is annotated as histone H2A.Z. Gene Ontology annotation, molecular function: structural constituent of chromatin; protein heterodimerization activity; DNA binding. Gene Ontology annotation, biological process: heterochromatin formation. Gene Ontology annotation, cellular component: chromatin; nucleosome. The record is from RefSeq and is a predicted model, not a curated record. Bases 1 to 414 code for a protein of 137 amino acids. The transcript is spliced from 2 exons. Lineage: Eukaryota; Fungi; Ascomycota; Dothideomycetes; Mycosphaerellales; Teratosphaeriaceae.
AUGACAGGCAAGACUGGCGGUAAGACCGGUGGCAAAGCUGGCGCCGACACGUCUGGCAAGUCGCAGAAGUCUCACUCGGCCAAGGCUGGUCUCCAGUUCCCCUGCGGUCGCGUCAAGCGUUUCCUCAAGUCCCAGACCCAGAACAAGAUGCGCGUCGGUGCCAAAGCCGCCGUCUACGUCACCGCCGUCCUCGAGUACCUCACUGCCGAAGUCCUCGAACUCGCCGGCAACGCCGCCAAGGAUCUGAAGGUCAAGCGUAUCACGCCCCGUCACUUGCAGCUCGCCAUCCGCGGUGAUGAGGAGCUCGACACGCUCAUCCGCGCCACGAUCGCCUUUGGUGGUGUGCUGCCACACAUCAACCGCGCUCUGUUGUUGAAGGUGGAGCAGAAGAAGGGCAAGAAGGUGGACGCUUAG